This is a messenger RNA of Colossoma macropomum (tambaqui), 5969 nucleotides long. RefSeq lists its product as uncharacterized. NCBI's taxonomy places the organism in Eukaryota, Metazoa, Chordata, Actinopteri, Characiformes, Serrasalmidae. Gene Ontology annotation, molecular function: protein binding. The record is from RefSeq and is a predicted model, not a curated record.
UCCCGCCCCUCCUCCUGCUCAGGAAACUGGUUCAAACCAGUUUCAGUGAAAGUGAAACUUUACGGCUCCAUUUUGUGCAGAAAGGAAAAUAAAGCAGUUUGGGAGAGAAAGACGGGUUCCAGCUGUGACCUGUAGGAGACAUGAGCUCCAAAAUGAGCUCCUCUGGAGAAGAACACACAGAGAAAGACCAGAGUGUAAUUCACAGAGAGAGAUCAGCCUCACCUAAACCCAGCUGUGUGUCCAUGAAGAGUGAGGAGUCAAUGGAUCAUCCUUUACGCUUCAGAGAGGGAAAGAGUUCUCCUGCUGUGAGCGUGAUUCAAAGAGAGAGAUUGGACUCACCUGAGCCCAGCUGUGUGUCCAUGAAGAGUCACGAAUCAAUGGAUCAUCCAUUACGCUUCAGAGAGGGAGACAGUUCUCCUGCUGUGAGUGCUCCAAAGAAUAAAAAGGCGAACAUAAAUCACCUGGAGUCCAUUUUUAAGGAUCUGGAGCUCAAAAUGAUCUCUCUGGUGAAAAAAGAGCUGAAGAGGUUCAAGAAGCUGCUGAGUGCAGAUUACCCAGCAUGCUCUGAGAGAGAGGUGGAGGAUGAGGAGGAUCAGAGCAGUUCCAGAGAGGGGGUGCUGAAGAUCACACUGAACAUGCUGAGGAACAUGAAGCAGGCAGACCUCGCUAACACACUACAGAGCAAGCUGGACUCUGUGUAUCAGCAAAAACUGAAAUCCAAACUCACUGAGAAAUUUAAAAGAAUUAAUGAGGGAAUCUCACAGCAUGGAAUGCCAACCCUUCUGAAUGAAAUCUACACAGAUCUCUACAUCACAGAGGGAGGGAGUGGAGAGAUCAAUAAUGAACAUGAGGUCAGACAGAUUGAGACUGCUUCCAGGAGACCAGCAACAGAGGAGAAACCCAUCAAAUGCAAUGACCUCUUUAAAGACAAAUCCAUCAGAACUGUUCUGACUAAAGGAGUUGCUGGAAUUGGACAAACAGUCUCUGUGCAGAAGUUCAUUCUGGACUGGGCUGAAGGAAAAGCAAAUCAGGACAUCCUCUUCAUAUUUCCACUUCCUUUUAGGAAGCUGAACUUGAUGAAGAAGAAAAGGGUCAGUCUGAUGGAGCUUCUUCAUCAAUUUUUCCCACAAAUAAAACAACUAGAAUCAAUAGACUGUGAUGCCCAUAGAGUCAUGUUUAUAUUUGAUGGUCUGGAUGAGUGUCGACUUCCUCUAAACUUCCAGAACAAUGAGAGCUUGUGGGAUGAAACAGAGUCAGCCUCAGUGGACGUGCUACUGACAAACCUCAUCAAGGGGAAUCUGUUUCCCUCUGCUCUCCUCUGGAUAACCUCUCGACCAGCAGCAGCCAAUCAGAUCCCUCCUGAGUGUGUUGACCUGGUAACAGAGAUACAAGGGUUCAGUGACCCUCAGAAAGAGGAGUACUUCAGGAAGAGAAUCAGUGACCAGAGCCUGGCCAAUAAAAUCAUCUCACACAUGAAGUCCUCAAGAAGCCUCUACAUCAUGUGCCACAUCCCAGUCUUCUGUUGGAUUGCAGCCACUGUUCUAGAGAGAGUGUUGGGUGGAGCAGAGUGUGGAGAGAUCCCCAAGACUCUGACUCAAAUGUUCACUCACUUCCUGAUCUUUCAGAUCAAACACAAGGACCAAAAGUACCAUGGGAAAUGUGACACUGAUCUUCAGCAGACUAGAAAGAUGAUUCUGGCACUGGGAAAACUGGCUUUCCAACAGCUGGAAAAAGGCAACCUGAUCUUCUAUGAGGAAGACCUGAGAGAGUGUGGCAUUGAUGUCAGAGAAGUGUCAGUGUACUCAGGAGUUUGUACCCAGAUCUUCAGAGAGGAGUUUGGGCUGCACCUGGGGAAGGUGUUCAGCUUUGUGCACCUGAGUGUUCAGGAGUUUCUGGCUGCUUUAUAUGCAUUUCUCUCCUUUAACAGCAGAGAUGGAACAAAACAGUUGACCACUGAUCUCUCUGGUAUUUUCAGAGAGUCCAAAAUGUCAGACUUCCUCAAGUCUGCAGUGGACAAGGCCUUACAGAGUGAGAAUGGACACCUGGACCUUUUCCUCCGCUUCCUUCUGGGCCUCUCACUGGAGUCCAAUCAGACUCUCUUACGAGGUCUACUGACGCAGACAGGAAGCAGCUCUCACAGCACAGAGGAAACAGCCCAGUACAUCAAGCAGAAGAUCAGGGAGAAUCCCUCUCCAGAGAAAUCCAUCAAUCUGUUCCACUGUCUGAAUGAACUGAAUGAUCAUUCUCUACUGCAGGAAGUACGGAGAUACCUAAACAGUGAAUAUCACAGUCGCCUCAGUAAAGUCAGUCUCUCUCCUGCCCAGUGGUCAGCUCUGGUGUUUGUGUUGCUGAACUCAGAAAAGGAGCUGGAUGAGUUUGAUCUGGAUAAAUAUGACAGAUCUGAUGAAUGUGUUCUGAAUCUGCUGCCAGUGAUCAAAGCUUCCAGAAGAGCUGUGCUGCGUGAGUGUAAUCUCACAGAGAAAAGCUGUGCAGCUCUGUUCUCAGCUCUCAGCUCAAACUCAUCAAGUCUGAGAGAACUCAAGCUGAGCAAGAUUAAACUACAGGAUUCAGGAGUAGAGCUGCUCUCUAGUCUCUGCUGCUCUUUCUGGGAGAAUCCUCACUGUAAACUGGAGAAACUGGUGCUGUCUGACUGCAGUAUUACAGGACAAAGUUUUGCUGCUCUGGCUUCAGCUCUAAAAUCAAACCCCUCAUCUAACCUGAGAGAGCUGCGCCUGGACUCCAGUAGGCCAGGAGAGUCAGGAGUGAAGGAGCUCUCUGAUCUACUGGAGGAUCCACACUGUAAACUGGAGACACUACUAAUGAUGAAAUGGAAAAGAUCAGACUCACCUAAACCCAGCUGUGAGUCCAUGAAGACUGACCAGUCAAUGGGCCUUCCAUAUCACUUCAGAAAGAGAGACAGUUCUACUGCCAGGAGUGUGAGUCGGAGUGAAAGAUCAGACUCACCUAAACCCAGCUGUGUUUCCAUGAAGAGUGACACGUCAGUGGACCCUCCAAUCACCUUCAGAGAGAGAGACAGCCCUUCUGAGAGUGUCCAAACGGAGAAAUCAAAAAGGUCCAGCACAAAUCAACUAGACUCCAUUUUCAAGGAUUUGGAGCUCAAAGUGAUCUUUCUGGUGAAGAAAGAGCUGAAGAGGUUCAAGAAGCUGCUGAGUGCAGAUUACCCAGCAUGCUCUGAAAGAGAGGUGGAGGAUGAGGAGGAUCACAGCAGUUUUAAAGAGAGGGUGCUGAAGAUCACACUGAACCUCCUGAGGAACAUGAAGCAGAUAGACCUCGCUAACACACUACAGAGCAAGCUGUCCCCUGCCUAUCUGCAGAAGCUCAAAUCAAAACUGAUGAAGAAAUGUAAAAGAAUUAAUGAAGGAAUCUCACAGCAUGGAACCCUUCUGAAUGAAAUCUACACAGAGCUGUACAUCACAGAGGGAGGGAGUGGAGAGGUCAAUAAUGAACAUGAGGUCAGACAGAUAGAGACAGCAUCCAGGAGACCAGCAACAAAGGAGAAACCCAUCAAAUGCAAUGACCUCUUUAAAGACAAACCCAUCAGAACUGGGCUGACUAAAGGAGUUGCUGGAAUUGGAAAAACGAUCUCUGUGCAAAAGUUCAUUUUGGACUGGGCUGAAGGAAAAGCAAAUCAGGACAUCCACUUUAUAUUUCCACUUCCUUUUAGGGAGCUGAAUUUGAUGAAGGAGAAAAAGCUCAGUCUGAUGGAGCUUCUUCACCAAUUUUUCCCUGAAAUAAAAGAAUUAAGAUCAUUAGACUGUGAUGCUUACAAAGUCAUGUUCAUCUUUGAUGGUCUGGAUGAGUGUCGACUUCCUCUAGAUUUCCAGAACAAUGAGAGUUUGUGGGAUGUAACAGACUCAACCUCUAUGGAUGUGCUGCUGACAAAUCUCAUCAAGGGGAAUCUACUUCCCUCUGCUCUCCUCUGGAUAACCUCUCGACCAGCAGCAGCCAAUCAGAUCCCUCCUGAGUGUGUUGACCUGGUAACAGAGGUACGAGGGUUCAGUGACCCUCAGAAAGAGGAGUACUUCAGGAAGAGAAUCAGUGACCAGAGCCUGACCAAUAAAAUCAUCUCACACAUUAAGUCCUCAAGAAGCCUCUACAUCAUGUGCCACAUCCCAGUCUUCUGUUGGAUUGCAGCCACUGUUCUAGAGAGAGUGCUGGGUGAGGCAGAGAGUGGAGAGAUCCCCAAGACUCUGACUCAAAUGUUCACACACUUCCUGAUCUUUCAGAUCAAACACAAGGACCAAAAGUACCAUGGGAAAUGUGACACUGAUCCUCAGCAGACUAGAAAGAUGAUUCUAGCACUGGGAAAACUGGCUUUCCAACAGCUGGAAAAAGGAAAUCUGAUCUUCUAUGAGGAAGACCUGAGAGAGUGUGGCAUUGAUGUCAGAGAAGUGUCAGUGUAUUCAGGAGUUUGUACCCAGAUCUUCAGAGAGGAGUUUGGGCUGCACCUAGGGAAGGUGUUCAGCUUUGUGCACCUGAGUGUUCAGGAGUUUCUGGCUGCUUUAUAUGCAUUUCUCUCCUUCAUCAGUAAAGAAGGAGCAAAACAGCAGACCACUGAUCUCUCUGAUAUUUUCAAAAAAUCAACAAUGUCAGACUUCCUCAAGUCUGCAGUGGACAAGGCCUUACAGAGUGAAAAUGGACACCUGGACCUUUUUCUCCGCUUCCUUCUGGGCCUUUCACUGGAGUCCAAUCAGACUCUCUUACGAGGCCUACUGACACAGACAGGAAGCAGCUCUCACAGCACAGAGGAAACAGUCCAGUACAUCAAGCAGAAGAUCAGGGAGAAUCCCUCUCCAGAGAAAUCCAUCAAUCUGUUCCACUGUCUGAAUGAACUGAAUGAUCAUUCUUUAGUGCAGGAAGUACAAACAUACCUGAGAAGAGGAUAUACACUUAUUGAUGGAGUUGGUCAUCUCAGUGGAGUGAAUCUCUCUCCUGCCCAGUGGUCAGCUCUGGUGUUUGUGUUGCUGAACUCAGAAGAAGAGCUGGGUGAGUUUAACCUGCGUACAUAUCACCCAUCAGAGGAUGGACUUCUGAAGCUGCUGCCAGUGAUCAAAGCAUCCAGAAGAGCUGUGCUUAGUUGGUGUAGUGUCACAGAGAAAAGUUGUGCAGCUCUGUCCUCAGCUCUCAGCUCAAACUCCUCAAGUCUGAGAGAACUGGAUCUGAGUUAUAAUGAACUGCUGGAUUCAGGAGUGGAGCUGCUUUCUGCUGGAUUGGAGAAUCCACACUGUAAACUGAAGAUACUGAAGUUGUGUUACUGUAAUCUCACAGAGAAAAGCUGUGCAGCUCUCUCCUCAGCUCUCAGCUCAAACUCCUCAAGUCUGAGAGAACUGAACCUCAGUUACAACAAACUGCAGGAUUCAGGAGUGGAGCUGCUCUCUGCUGGACUGAAGAAUCCACACUGUAAACUGGAGAAACUGGUGCUGUGUAACUGUAAUCUCAUAGAGAAAAGCUGUGCAACUCUCUCCUCAGCUCUCACCUCAGACUCCUCAAGUCUGAGAGAACUGAAUCUGAGUGUCAAUGAACUACAGGAUUCAGGAGUGGAGCUGCUCUCUGCUGGACUGAAGAAUCCACAUUGUCAGUUGCAGAUACUGGUGCUGUGUAACUGUGAUCUCACAGAGAAAAGCUGUGCAGCUCUGUCCUCGGCUCUCAGCUCAAACUCCACCAGUCUGAGAAAACUGAACCUCAGCAACAAUAAUGUGCAGGAUUCAGGAGUUGAGCUGCUGUCUUCUGGACUGAAGAAUCCACUCUGUAAACUGGGGAUAUUGAGGCUGUGUAAAUGCAGUAUUACAGAUGAAGGCUGUGCUGCUCUGGCUUCAGCUCUAAAAUCAAACCCAUCCACUCACCUAAGAGAGCUGGACUUGAAGUACAAUAAACCAGGAGUGUCAGGAGUGAAGCUGCUCUCUGAUCUACUGGAGAAUCCACACUGUAAACUGAAGACACUACAGUGA